Messenger RNA from Bombina bombina (fire-bellied toad), 862 nucleotides. RefSeq names its product tumor protein p63-regulated gene 1-like protein. NCBI's taxonomy places the organism in Eukaryota, Metazoa, Chordata, Amphibia, Anura, Bombinatoridae. Gene Ontology annotation, cellular component: cytoplasm. Bases 65 to 475 code for a protein of 136 amino acids. The record is from RefSeq and is a predicted model, not a curated record. The transcript is spliced from 3 exons.
AUGAGCCAGUAGAGAACCCAGACAGCCACUAACAGAGAAUAAGGAACGGCAGGAGCACGGCAUUAUGCAGACAAAUAAUAAGACCGGAAAUCAACAAGUACCUGAGCACCCUAUGUAUACUCAGGAACCCAGAGCAUCGUUCUCUCCCAAAUGUAUCAACCCUCCCUCCAACUUCAGCAAAGAGGACUUCUUUAUUUUCAGGCUUCCUCUGCUAAACCAGGCAAUAAAGGACAUAGAGAGUCAACUUUCGGAAGAUGAAGACGGUGAGCUUCACAGCGUCUGGAUCAUGACACAGAUAACUCACUGGGGGGCUGAGUGUGAGCUGCUUGCAUUCCUCAGUGCCCACUCACUACUGCUCUGCUAUUAUGAUUUUGUGGGACUCAGCAGCUCUCGUCUGUUCCGCAUCCCAUUAAAUUACAUUGAUACCGUGACAUGGGGACCCCUGACCUACCCCAGGACAGCACUCAGCAAGUAAGUACCUCUGGCCCCUCUAGUUCAUACCUCCACCUCUCUCAAUUAUUUCACCUUAUCUCUGCCCGCGCCUCUCUCCCCAUCUCUGCCUGCGCCUCUCUCCCCAUCUCUGCCCGCGCCUCUCUCCCCAUCUCUGCCCGCGCCUCUCUCUAUGGCCCUCAUAUUCAAAGCAUCAACAGACUGAUGAGAAACUGCCUUCCUGGCCUUAACUGCAUCACUGUCCGGUGGUCUGUCGAUAUAUUGUAAAAAAGGGGGCAGACCUGCAAAGUGCCGGUGAGUGUCGAUGUGUCUCCCAUAGGAUAGAAUAGGAAAUGCUACAUCAUCUAAAUAUCGGCACUUGUUGGCACUUUCGGGGGGGGGGGGCGUAUUUGAAGUGUUCCAACUCAGCACA